GGCAGGCACCGAGCGCAGUCUGCUGGAUACCACGGAGUGGGAGUGAGAGCGAGAGAGGCUAGCCUUUAAAUCUCUGCGGUGCAGAGCUGGAAAAGCUGCUUCUCAGCGAAAAUCAGACGCCCUAUUUACUCCGCUUGUUCGCUCCUGUUAUUUUUUCCUGGAGAAAAAAAAGGACUUACUAUUGAGAAGUUGCAACGAGGACUGGUUCCCGUCUCAGCGACCCGACGUGGUAUUUCCUUUAUAAUUAUUAUUGUUAUUUAUUCUGUUUUUGUGAAUGCGCUUCUACUGAAGGGACUGAGGUUUUACUUUUGCACUGAGACGCAUUGCUUUCUACCUCCUGCCUGGUCUCGCUGCCAGAUUAUCCCUGCAGAAGUAGGCUAUAUGACGCAAACCGCGCGCACGGCAUUAGUCUGAAAGUUUUUCCUCCACUACUUUUUUCUUUUUUCUUUUUUUUUUCCCACCUAUCACACGGUGGUUCAUGCUACAGCAAGUCUGUGCGCAGCGGUGGAGGACCUCAAAGAACUAUUGCAUGAAACAAGAAAGGAGAGAAGAGACACUGAUUAAUAAGUCAGUUUUUGCGACGCUCGCAUAUCUGCAAAAGAGUCGCGAGAGCAACAUGAGCGGAGAGAUGAGCAUGGGCCCGGAGCUACCCAGCAGCCCUCUGGCUCUGGAAUAUGUCAAUGAUUUUGACCUGAUGAAGUUUGACGUGAAGAAGGAAGGCCUGGCAGGGCUGGAGCGCAACGCUGUGCGCCAAUGUAACCGUCUCCAACCCCAAGGCUCUGUGUCCUCAACCCCCAUCAGCACACCCUGCAGUUCGGUGCCCUCUUCGCCCAGCUUCAGCCCCACGGAGCAGAAAAACCACCUAGAGGAGCUGUACUGGAUGCCGAACAGCGGGUACCACCAGCAGCUGGACCCGCAGACCCUGUCCCUGACCCCAGAGGACGCGGUGGAGGCCCUGAUUGGAGCCUCAGCUCACGGCCACCCUCCGCCUCCGCACGUUCAGCAGCAGCUGCAGCAGCAAGGCGGCUUUGAGGGCUACAGGGGCCCGCAUCACCAUCACAACCACCACGGCCACGGCCAGCAGCACCAUCACCCAUACGCGGGAGGCAUCCCACACCACCCCGAUGAGCUGUCCGGGCAUCCAGGUGGGCACAGCCACCCACACAGCCAGCACCACCAUCACCACAGUCAGGACCCCGACAGCCCGUCCCCGGUGUCCCCAGAGCCGCUCCAUCACCACCGCCACCAUCACCACCACCAUUCGCACGGCCACCUGAGCCAGUCCGGGGGGCAUCACGGCUCCGGGGGCGGCCUGAACGUGGAGGACCGCUUCUCUGACGACCAGCUGGUGUCCAUGUCGGUGCGGGAGCUCAACAGACACCUACGGGGCUUCACCAAGGACGAGGUGAUCCGCCUGAAGCAGAAGAGGCGAACCCUGAAGAACCGGGGCUACGCGCAGUCCUGCAGGUUCAAGCGCGUGCAGCAGAAGCACGUGCUGGAGAACGAGAAGACGCAGCUGAUAAACCAGGUGGAGCAGCUGAAGGCGGAGAUCGGCCGGCUGGCGAGGGAGAGGGACGCCUACAAACUCAAGUGCGAGAAACUGACGGGCUCAGGGGCCAAUAACGGGUUCCGUGAAGCUGGCUCGACCAGUGACAACCCUUCAUCACCUGAGUUUUUCAUGUGAGUCCUCAUCGCCUUUUCUUGUGAACAAACUUUACCCUCAAACCCCAAAAACUUUUCUUUCUCCACGAGUGACUGAUGCGCAAAAAUACACCUCCCAUACUGUUUAUGAUUAUACCAAUAACAGUAACAAUUAUAUUCAUGUUAGAAGAAUAACCAUCAAAUAGUAUUCUCAUAUAUACUCAUCUCUCCAUCCACGUGUCAGCUGAGAUACAAAGAGCAACGUAGAGAGUCUGUUCAGCAGCAUCUUUGUAGAUUAGUUGCUUCUAGUGAACAGACUUUUUCUUCUUCAGAGAAGAGGAUCGGCUGAUGAACUUUUUCCUUUUUGUUCUUUUAAGGCUUUGAAACUCUGUAAGUAGUGUGGGAUGUUGCGAGGCAGUUGUCUUGUAAUGCUGUCUCCUUAAAAAAGAUGACAUUGUUAUAAAACAAGUAGGCCUCGCAGCCUGCAACACAUUCUAACAAGUGGGCCCUGUAAUCUGAGGAAAAAAAUCUCCAAAACGCAAGACUCAACUUUAUGCAAAUUUCACUUCUGUCUGCUAUUACCCGUCACAGGGGGAGGGAAGGGGUGAGGACAUUUUAUGCAACAUCUCAUUGAUUUAUUGCCUGCUUGGUUAUAUUCGAAUAUAUAUUGAAACAAAAAAAAUCUGCAUUAAAUAUUAAUCCUGCAUGCUGGACAUGUACGGUAAUUCUAUUUUGUACCUUCAUCUUCUCGUGUAUAUUAAGAGCAUGUUGUUGAUCUGCGCUUCUCCAUAGUUUUUGGGGGGGUUAUUAGAGAAAUGCAGCGGGGACAGAACAGCAGGACUGCCGGUGCAGUAUCAUGGUGUGGUGUUUUUUUGUUUUGUUUUCCUUUAUGUUCUUUUUUAAGGGGCUUGUAAAUAUUAUGCAACCGCAAAACUGCACAACAAGAUAGAGGAGGCUGGUUUGAACUUCUUUCUUUCUUUGGGUUGUGUUUUUAUCCAUUUAUUUUUUAUGGUUUCCUUUUUUUAUCAUUAUGGGGGUAUUUGAUCGAGAGAGGAGUGCAUUUUAUUUUGCAUUUAAAACUUUGUGUGUCAAGUGCACUUUUUUGGAUGAUGAUUUGAAAAGUUUUCAUUUUGAAAUUUGUGCAGACCUCCCUCCAGGAAGACAUACUAUGAUUCUAUAUUGUGAUAUUAUUCCAAACAGGCCUGAGUGCAGAGUUUCUAAGAAGAAUUUGGACACGUGUUCCGCGAGGCUGAGGAGACGAACAUGUGGCCACAAUAUUAUUGGAGCCAGAUUGCACUGAGUAAUAGGCUUUUUACGCAUGAAGGCGAGGUUUCUGCAUUCUGUCGAAUACACAUUGUGGCUCAAUGAACUCUGUCUUUUUAAUUCUACGUGGAUUUUGAGCCACUUCCUCAGAAAAAAGUGCUGUCACUUUUAUAACAAACACAAUAAACCCAAACUAAAGCUUACUCAAAUUGGGGGCCACCUGUAGCAUAGCAUUACUGGGGCCUGAUAUUGAUAUUAAUGUUUAUAUUUUUACAAUAUGAAGAUCAGCAUUUGACUUUUCAGGGGUUUCUGUAGAUUCAUAUUUAGAUAACGCGAGCAAUUGAACACAAAGUGGAACUUUUUCAUGCUCUAUGUUUUCCUGAUUUUUUUCCUGCCGGUCAGUAAAAAAGGGGACUCAGGUUGUGCAAAUUCUCAAAAUGAAAACAGUUGUGUAUUUUAUGUAAUACGUUUGUUUAUUUCUCGUCUGUUUUAUUAUUAUUAUUCGAUGAUUCUGGUUCUGCUGGCCAGAUGCAUAGUUAAAGUUUUUAUUUUAAUGAUUUAAAUUAACAAACUGUCAGAUCAUAUCGAAUAAGCAUGGUGCUUGCAUUUGAAACUAUUGUUGAGAAGUCAUGCAUUUAACAAUCUUUUUGUUUUUUUCGUUUGUUACUGAUUCAACUGUGUUGAAAUCGAACUGAAACUGCAGCAGCGGGUUGUUGUUUUGUUUUCACCUGUUCCAUGUAUUUUGCGAUGAUGGGGAUCAAUUUUCAAUCCUGUUUAUAUAAAAAUGAUAGUUAAACACUUAAAUUUGAACUGUUCCAUUCAGGCUGGUUUCUGUUUUGUCUUAUUUUUGGUUGUUUUUGGAAGAAAUUGUUUCCUAUUUUGCUUAUUAAAGUCAUUGAAAUGGCAA
This is a messenger RNA of Notolabrus celidotus (New Zealand spotty), 3811 nucleotides long. It is a transcript of the gene mafba, whose product is annotated as v-maf avian musculoaponeurotic fibrosarcoma oncogene homolog Ba. The transcript has a single exon. Gene Ontology annotation, biological process: regulation of transcription by RNA polymerase II. Gene Ontology annotation, cellular component: nucleus. Gene Ontology annotation, molecular function: DNA-binding transcription factor activity, RNA polymerase II-specific; RNA polymerase II cis-regulatory region sequence-specific DNA binding. Bases 479 to 1684 code for a protein of 401 amino acids. The record is from RefSeq and is a predicted model, not a curated record. NCBI's taxonomy places the organism in Eukaryota, Metazoa, Chordata, Actinopteri, Labriformes, Labridae.